This is a messenger RNA of Histoplasma capsulatum G186AR, 762 nucleotides long. RefSeq lists its product as uncharacterized. The record is from RefSeq and is a predicted model, not a curated record. NCBI's taxonomy places the organism in Eukaryota, Fungi, Ascomycota, Eurotiomycetes, Onygenales, Ajellomycetaceae. Bases 1 to 762 code for a protein of 253 amino acids. The transcript is spliced from 5 exons.
AUGUGUAACGUAUCAUUUGCCAUAGUCUCCUCACACGCUACAUAUUCUGCACUUAUGGUUGAACGUGUUUAUGUGAAAAAUUAUCAGUUGAAGUGCAAGGGCCUAUCCCAGAAAGGAACAGCUAGAUGGGAAGAUGGUAGCCAAGGAGUCCUGACGCAGCGCAGCUCUCCUUCUGGACGGUCUUGGCGCGCUCACAGACCACUUGAAACACAAUCAAGCGGUCUAAAACGCAGAGUUGUCGUGAUGUUCAUGUUGGAAGAGAAGCUAUGCAAUAGCAGCAUCCUUAACAGAAUAUCCUAUCUUACUGUCCCAGUUUGGCGCUUUAUAUAUGCUUCACUUAGCGUUUGCGCACGAGAUGAUGGGGCAAAUACCUUUCCCAUACUCAAUGAAGUUUCCAUGCUCCAGCACUUGAAGAAAUGUGCUGCUGCUGAAGAUUACCCUGGAUUGCUCGUUACACGUCUUGCGGAUGAUAUCUUUGAGAUUAACAUGCUAUCUGGUCCCCAUUAUUGUACUCUUGAGCUGAUGGAAGGCAGAAAUCCUUUUGAUCCCAUUAAUCACGUUCACAACCAGUAUGUCCUUCCGCUGGCAUUGGCACAGCGUAUUGCAUAUCUUGGGCCUCCAACCCUUACACUGAUCCAACAGAGCCCCAUCUUUUUGACGUAUUUGGGCAAAUAUGGUUGUGCUUCAAGCUUAUCCAUCCAUGCGCAAACCUCUGAGGAUCAAUAUAGAGAAGCGCACAAGCAGAUAAAGAGAGCACAUUGA